AUGGUGUCAUCCAGAAAGAAAUCUCAAUGUACAAUUGGAUCAAUGCUUGAUCUAUUAAAUGAGCCAGCAACAAAUGAUAGUGAUGAUGAGCAAAAUGCUAACAACAAUGAUCCACUAGAAGAAGAUACAAUUGGAAGAGGUCCAACAAGGCAGGGAUUUCGAUGGGGAACCGGUGAGAAAAUGAUAUUGGAACUUAAUGAUGAUAACCAAGUGGUUGGAAGCAUGGCUGCUGAAUUUGCGACUCAAUUGGGGGUUUUAGCUAAAGAAGGAAACAAGUUACCCCUCAUUUACACAGAUUGGCGUGCAUUGCCUAAGCCAAUGAAAGAUGAUGUGUGGGCUGAAGUGAAGGCCACCUUAAAGGCGUUGAAGCAACAAUUGCCACCUGAGUUGCAAGAUGAUAUUGAGGCUAAUAAUAAAAUUUUUGAAGACGUCAUUAGAAAAGAUGCUCCAGGAUGCCUACGCAGCUGUAAGAUUGUUUCAAAAAGUAAGAAAGUGUUCACCUCUCAACAAGAAUUUGAUCGAGCAGUUGAUGAGAGAGUUGCAAGCAUUCAACACAAUUUGGAGAUUAAAUUGCAGAAUGAGAUGGAUGAAAGAUUAUCCAAAAUGAAAGAUGAUUGGCUUGCCGAAAUGAAAACAAUGAUGCAGGAUCAAUCUUCUAGCUUUGGCAGUCCAAAUACCCCAGGAAACUCAUCAAAUAAUGGCCAAACAAAUCAAUCUACUAAGGUGAGCAAAGAGAUAAAUCAAUCUAAAGAUGAUAAUCCUCCAUUGAUUUGUUCAGAUGCUACUUCCACUAAGGAAAUUCAAAAGGUUACAUGA
This is a messenger RNA of Oldenlandia corymbosa var. corymbosa, 816 nucleotides long. NCBI's taxonomy places the organism in Eukaryota, Viridiplantae, Streptophyta, Magnoliopsida, Gentianales, Rubiaceae. The record is from the annotation of a GenBank genome assembly.